This is a messenger RNA of Trichoderma reesei QM6a, 1093 nucleotides long. RefSeq lists its product as uncharacterized. Gene Ontology annotation, biological process: phospholipid translocation; retrograde transport, endosome to Golgi. The record is from RefSeq and is a predicted model, not a curated record. The coding region runs from base 242 to 1093 and encodes 283 amino acids. The transcript is spliced from 3 exons. Gene Ontology annotation, cellular component: endosome; trans-Golgi network. Lineage: Eukaryota; Fungi; Ascomycota; Sordariomycetes; Hypocreales; Hypocreaceae.
GCAUGUCUGCAUCUUUAAUGUUUGGCAAUUUUUAAUUCUCUUUCCUCUCCUCUUCCGCCGCCGCAAAAGGAAGCGCAGGCUAUCAUUCCUUUAUAUCCGUCUUGCUCCUGUGCUGCUGCUUUUGCCGUCUCGUCUCCUACUUCUUGGAUAUCCAGUCCGCUCUACUCCGAGAUCACAACGACGUAAACAAAACCUAUCGAAAUCCUGUUCAAUCGCAGUCGACGACUCUGAAUCCGCUGCAAUGAGCUUCCUUGCGACUUGCGUGGGCUACCUCACGCCAAUCUUCAUCAUACUCUCGCCCAUCCUCUCCUAUGGCGACCAGGCGGUCUCGAUGCACCGCAAGAAGACGAGCGCGGGCUUCUCUCUCGACAUACCCUUGAUCAUGCUCAUCGCAUCUCUCUUCAGGAUCUUCUACUGGCCCGGCGCACGAUUCGAUCCGAGCUUGUUGUUACAAUCCCUCAUCAUGGUGGGGAUGCAAAUCGCCCUUCUCAAGAUUGCUCUCGAUCACCGACCGUCUCCGUCGAACAAGGGGGGAGAGGCCGGACUGCCGUUUGCCGCUCCAGAAGGUCUCUUCGCCCAAAGGCCGUACAACUUCUGGCAGUGGAGGUCUCCCAAGCCGUACUGGCAAUUCAUCCUCUACCUCUUCCUGGGCCUGCUCGCUGGCGAGAUUGUCAUGUCCAGCAUAACGCCUGGCUUCUAUCCCACAUAUUCCGUGCUGGUCGGAUACAUUGGCCUAGGCGUCGAAGCCACGCUCCCGAUCCCGCAGAUUCUCGCCAAUCUGCAGUCCCGGUCCUGCAAGGGCUUCCGGGUGUCCGUCCUCGCAAGCUGGCUUGGAGGCGACGCCAUGAAGCUGUUUUGGUUCUUCACGGCCACGAGCGAGAUCCCGCUGGCAUUCAAGAUCUGCGGCAUCUUCCAGGCUGUGUGCGACUGCUUCCUCGGGAUUCAGUACCUGAUGUUUGGCUCGGGCGAAAACACCGUCAAGGAACAUCCGCUGCAAGACGUUUCAGCCCACGAAACCGGAGCGCAGCCGCAGAGCCGGAGCAUGACGCCUACGCGCCGGUCAGCUCCGUUUAGCGACUACGAGAGGAAAUAA